AUGACUACCCGCAAGAGAAAGCAAGAGACUGAGGAGGAGCUCCAGGCCCUUCCUAGCGAUGAGAGUGAAGAGGAGGAAGAGUAUGAAGACUCCGAACCCGACGUAGAGGAAGGAAGCGAUGAGGGAGAACAGGAAGAGGUGGAAGGAGAGUCGGAGUCUGACGAAGAUGAGGAAGGGGAAGGAGAAGGAGCAGAAGAAAAACCAAAAGCAGAAGGCAAAGACAAAGGCAAAGACAAAGGCAAAGAGAAAGGCAAAGAGGAUGGCGCCCCGGCAGCCAAGAAACAGAAGACUGAAGCCAUUCCCGUCGAUGAUGACGAGGGUUCCGAGGGCGCGAACGGCGCAAGUGGCGAACGAGACGAAGAGCCUGGUGAGGAAGACGCCGAGGAAGAGAGUGCCGCUGAUACCGCCACGAAGAGUGUUCCGGCUGCCAGUGCUGCUCGAGCUAAGGACGGUGCUGUUCCUAAGGAGUCAGAUCUGUCUGAAAUUGAGGCGGCUGAAGAAGAGGAGUGA
Messenger RNA from Penicillium psychrosexuale, 510 nucleotides. RefSeq lists its product as uncharacterized. The transcript is spliced from 3 exons. NCBI's taxonomy places the organism in Eukaryota, Fungi, Ascomycota, Eurotiomycetes, Eurotiales, Aspergillaceae. The coding region runs from base 1 to 510 and encodes 169 amino acids. The record is from RefSeq and is a predicted model, not a curated record.